AUGGCGUCGACAGCGCAGCCAGCAGAAAAGAAGAAGCAGCCCAGCCCUCUGCGAUCCGUCAUCGCUGGUUCAACGGCUGGUGCCAUUGAGAUUGCUAUCACUUAUCCUGCCGAAUUCGCAAAGACCAGGUCACAGUUGAACAGACGGUUAGCCGAGGGUCAGAAGCUCCCUUGGCCUCCGUUCGGAAAGCAGUGGUAUGCUGGAUGCACCACUCUGAUCAUUGGCAACGCAGCUAAGGCUGGAAUCCGAUUCGUGGCAUUUGAUCAGUACAAGGCGCUGCUGGCUGACGAGAAUGGCAAGCUCUCUGGACCUCGAACGGUCAUUGCUGGUUUCGGUGCUGGAGUAACAGAGUCAUUGCUCGCCGUUACUCCCACCGAGAGCAUCAAGACCACACUCAUCGACGACCGCAAAUCUGCCAAACCUCGAUUGCGCGGGUUCCUACACGCCGUCCCCAUCAUCGCUCGCGAGCGCGGUCUCCGAGGCUUUUUCCAAGGCUUCGUCCCCACGACUGCCCGACAAGCUGCCAACAGCGCAACCCGUUUCACCGCCUACACCUUCUUCAAGCAAAUGGCCGAGUCGUACACAGCACCAGGCGAGAAGCUUGGCGUCGUGGGAACAUUCGGAAUUGGUGGUCUGGCCGGUUUGAUCACCGUGUACGUCACCCAGCCGCUCGACACUAUCAAGACGAGAAUGCAGAGUAUCGAGGCGCACAAGACAUACGGAAACAGCUUCAAGUGUGCGACAACUAUCUUCAAGCAGGAGGGUGUCUUGACCUUCUGGAGCGGAGCGCUACCCCGAUUGGCGAGAUUGAUUGUUUCAGGAGGAUUGGUCUUUACGGCGUAUGAGCAGAUUCAGGUGUGGUUCACCAAGAUAGAUCCAGAGGAGAAGUACAUCUAA
Messenger RNA from Fusarium coffeatum, 897 nucleotides. RefSeq lists its product as uncharacterized. The record is from RefSeq and is a predicted model, not a curated record. Gene Ontology annotation, biological process: mitochondrial citrate transmembrane transport. Bases 1 to 897 code for a protein of 298 amino acids. NCBI's taxonomy places the organism in Eukaryota, Fungi, Ascomycota, Sordariomycetes, Hypocreales, Nectriaceae. The transcript is spliced from 5 exons.